Messenger RNA from Pogona vitticeps (central bearded dragon), 2227 nucleotides. It is a transcript of the gene STXBP6, whose product is annotated as syntaxin binding protein 6. Lineage: Eukaryota; Metazoa; Chordata; Lepidosauria; Squamata; Agamidae. Gene Ontology annotation, biological process: Golgi to plasma membrane transport; exocytosis; regulation of SNARE complex assembly. Gene Ontology annotation, molecular function: phosphatidylinositol-4,5-bisphosphate binding. Gene Ontology annotation, cellular component: plasma membrane; exocyst. The record is from RefSeq and is a predicted model, not a curated record.
AGGCUGGCUGGCUUCGUCCCGCUUCUGCUGCGGGACCCGCGCCGAACAGGGAACUGGGAGUCGGGAGCCUCGAGGGGCCAGCGGGGAUUCAUUGCUGGGCGUCAGGCAGGCAGACGGGCAGGAAGGAACAUCACACGUCUCCUCUGUGUUUGAUCUACAAUGAGUGCCAAAUCUGCUAUCAACAAAGAGAUUUUUGCUCCUCAUGAUGAAAGGAUGCUGGGAGCAGUCCAAGUAAAAAGGAGAACAAAGAAAAAGAUUCCUUUCCUGGCAACUGGAGGUCAGGGUGAAUAUUUAACCUACAUCUGCUUGUCAGUGACAAACAAGAAACCUGCACAGGCAUCCAUUACAAAAGUCAAACAGUUUGAAGGUUCUACAUCUUUUGUACGACGGUCACAGUGGAUGCUUGAGCAACUUCGCCAAGUUAAUGGUAUAGACCCCCAUCGGGAUUCCCCAGAAUUUGAUUUACUGUUUGAAAAUGCUUUUGACCAAUGGGUAGCAAGUACAGCCUCUGAAAAAUGUACAUUCUUUCAAAUUCUCCAUCACACUUGUCAGCGGUACCUUACCGACAAAAAGCCAGAAUUUAUUAAUUGCCAGUCUAAAAUUAUUGGAGGAAACAGCAUACUACACACAGCAGCUGACAGUGUGACCAGUGCAGUACAGAAGGCAAGUCAGGCGUUGAAUGAACGUGGUGAAAGAUUAGGUCGAGCAGAAGAAAAGACAGAAGACAUGAAGAACAGUGCUCAGCAGUUUGCAGAAACUGCACAUAAGCUUGCAAUGAAGCACAAGUGCUGAAAAUGUGCAAAGUAGAGAUCCUUCCAAGAGGAACUGAAAAGCUAGCUUCAUUAGUUUUUACUGGAGAUACAACCUCAUGUCUGCUUUUUCCUACAAUUCAGUGAAACCCAGUUAUUUCAAUUACAAUGCAGGAAUAAGGUGCAUUCCUACCUUUUAUACUGCUAAGCCAUUCUGCAAUAUCACCAUUAAAAAUAUAUAUAUAUUUAAAAUAAGAGGUGGUGUGAACAUGGAAAUUGGACCAAAGGACAUACUAAAGUGCAUUGAUCUGCAGCAUCUCACUGAUCUCAGUACUAAGGAAGGAGAAAUAAAUUUAUUUGCAAGAAACAUUGCCAAAUAAAAAUGAAAUCCAAGCAGCUGUUUUAUAAUUGUCUCCUAGAACCAUUUUCAGAGUUACACGGUUCAUGCCUGCUGACACUGAGCAAAAGAGAAUGAUUUGCUAUGAAAAACAACCUGGCUUCUCAUUUCUGCCAUUUUUAGUAAACAUGUUUUGCAUCUGCCAUCACCAGCUUGCUGUACAAAUCUGAAUUUGAGAUGUCACCUGCUGUCAAUACUAAGUUUUCAAAAGAACUUUCUUUUCUUUCCCCCCUUUUUAUAUUAUUUGGACUAUAGAAAAAUAUCACCAGGAGUUUAUACUUGAGAUCUCAAGAUAUGAAAGUCUUAUGAUCAAAUCUCUUAACUGCUUCUAUAGCUAAUCUAGAAUUUAGCAGUUUAUAAAGGAGAACUUUUCUUUGUAAAUUUCUUCUUUUAAAAUACCCUUUACAUUUCAUGUUAUACAAAAAUAAUUCCAUAAUUUUGAAUGUCUCCACAAACACUCCCAUAGUGUCUGAAGCUGUUUUACUGUCAGGCAUGCUCAGCUUUCACUGGCUUGAGUUAGGGUGUCCCUGUUACUUCCAUGACUAUCCAUUCUUGUCCAUGAAAUACCAAAAUCUGGUUGCACUUGCAGUUACUUCAUCAUGAUCAUAGUAAUUCUAGAGCCUGCCGUAGUAAAACAUGCCUCUCCACUUUGCAUUUUUUAAUUAAAAUACUGUAAUAUGUUCCUUGCCAGUAGCAGAUCUUAUUACGUAUAAGUUACAACGGUCGAUACAUGUGCAGAAGCCUUUCAGCUUCAGAACCACAAAAGGGAGGGUGGAUUUAGGAUAUGAUUCUUGGCUUUAGAGUCUCGUGUUUUCCAUGUCCUUCCUUUGGAGUACUUACUAGUGGAUCUGAAGGAGCAAGGAACUGAACAUAUAAUCAGUCAUCCUAUAAGCUUUGGUUGUAGCUGAGAGAGAAAUUCAAGUUGCUUUGCCCUAAUCUUUCUUUCAGGGGAUGCAUUUUGAACUCUGGGUUCUGCAACGACCUCUAGAGGUAUUGAGUAUGUGUAAGCUGUGUAAACAACAUAUGCUUAGCCCCUGCUGCAAACAAUUCCUAGAAUAUGUUUCAGAAUUCUAGUGCAUUU